Doryrhamphus excisus (bluestripe pipefish) is the source of this 9541-nucleotide messenger RNA. NCBI's taxonomy places the organism in Eukaryota, Metazoa, Chordata, Actinopteri, Syngnathiformes, Syngnathidae. The record is from RefSeq and is a predicted model, not a curated record.
UUUUGUAUUGCGCCCCUAGAGGCUUGCGACUUUACUGUAACAAACAAGCUUGAAACAAAACAAAUAUGGUGUCGCUUGUAAAAUCAGGAGUCGGAAGAUUGCAAUUCCAUUAAGUUUCAAUAAACUGAACUCGGUUGUGGAGCGAUAAGGUAGUAGUCACCUAGUGGACGUUAUUUCCCAUAGAUCAACAGUGCCGCCGCGCGGGAAGAAGUGGCAGCGAUCCAGCAGCAGCAGAGGCUGCUCAGAGUAACGCCUGUCCGCCUGCCUGCUCGCCUCCUGGGCGGCCGAUCUGUCACAAACACUGGCGUGGUCCACUCCGCUGGAUCUCACUAUUGGUCGGCCGAAAGAGAGAAUGAGAAGGGCGCCGCCGUCAUGUUGUUGUAACUGGCAUUCGAAGAGCUGAACAUCCGAGCGUUUAUCGCCACCGAGGUGUUCCUUGAGCGUGUCCAACAUGUCGGAUAAAAUGUCCAGCUUCCUGCACAUUGGGGACAUCUGCUCUCUGUAUGCAGAGGGAUCCACCAAUGGUUUCAUCAGUACCCUGGGUUUGGUGGAUGACCGCUGUGUGGUCCAGCCUGAUGCGGGGGACCUCAACAACCCUCCAAAGAAGUUCAGAGACUGUCUCUUUCGACUGUGCCCGAUGAACCGCUACUCAGCCCAGAAGCAGUUCUGGAAAGCAGCGAAGCCCGGCGGAAACACAGACACAGUGCUCCUUAACAAGCUCCAUCAUGCAGCUGACCUGGAGAAGAAGCAAAAUGACUCUGAAAACAAAAAGCUGCUCGGAACAGUCAUUCAGUACGGGAAUGUCAUUCAGCUUCUCCAUCUGAAGAGCAACAAGUACCUGACGGUGAACAAGCGAUUGCCAGCACUCUUGGAGAAGAAUGCCAUGAGGGUGAUGCUGGACACUGCUGGGAACGAAGGCUCCUGGUUCUACAUUCAGCCCUUCUACAAGCUGCGAUCCAUCGGUGACAGUGUGGUGAUUGGCGACAAGGUGGUCUUGAACCCAGUCAAUGCAGGCCAGCCCCUCCAUGCCAGCACACACCAGCUUGUGGACAACCCGGGAUGCAACGAGGUCAAUUCAGUCAACUGCAACACAAGCUGGAAGAUCGUCUUGUUCAUGAAAUGGAGCGACAAUCAGGAGAUCGUCUUAAAAGGGGGCGAUGUGGUACGCUUGUUUCAUGCUGAGCAGGAAAAAUUCCUCACAUGUGAUGAUCACAGGAAAAAGCAAUACGUGUUCCUCCGCACCACCGGACGGCAGUCGGCUACCUCUGCGACCAGCAGCAAGGCCCUCUGGGAGAUAGAGGUUGUGCAGCACGAUCCAUGUCGAGGGGGGGCAGGCUACUGGAACAGCUUGUUCAGAUUUAAACACCUGGCCACUGGACACUACCUGGCGGCAGAGGUGAAUCCAGAGUAUGAAGAGGAGGGUCUGGAGUCACGCCCCUCACUGGACUUGGAGCAAGAGGCCUUGCGGGCCCGUUUGAGAAAUGUGCAGGAUAAAGUCAUGUACACCCUUGUGUCUGUGCCGGAUGGAAAUGACAUCUCUUCCAUAUUUGAGCUUGACCCCACCACACUAAGAGGAGGAGACUCACUAGUGCCCAGGAACUCAUACGUGCGUCUCAGACACUUGUGCACCAACACAUGGGUUCACAGCACCAACCAACCCAUCGACAAAGAGGAGGAAAAACCUGUCAUGCUUCGCAUUGGCACAUCUGCACUGAAAGAGGACAAGGAGGCGUUUGCCAUUGUGCCCGUCUCGCCGGCCGAAGUACGAGACCUGGACUUUGCCAAUGACGCCAGCAAGGUGCUAGCUUCCAUUGCUGGAAAGCUGGAAAAAGGCACCAUCACACAGAACGAGAGAAGAGCAGUUACAAAGCUUUUGGAAGAUUUGGUCUUCUUUGUUGUUGACAUACCCAACAACGGACAGGACGUUCUGGAGAUCACCGUCAACAAACCAAACCGGGAAAGGCAGAAACUCAUGAGAGAGCAGAACAUCCUCAAGCAGAUCUUCAAGCUGCUGCAGGCCCCCUUCACAGACAGCGGCGAUGGCCCGAUGCUGCGAUUGGAGGAACUCGCUGAUCAGCGCCACGCUCCCUUCAGGCACAUCUGCCGACUGUGUUACCGGGUUUUGCGUCACUCCCAGCAGGACUACCGAAAGAACCAGGAGUACAUUGCCAAGCAGUUUCGCUUCAUGCAAAAACAAAUUGGUUACGAUGUUCUGGCAGAAGACACCAUCACUGCUCUGCUCCAUAACAAUCGCAAGUUGCUGGAGAAGCACAUCACUGCGGCAGAGAUUGACACGUUUGUCAGCCUGGUUCGCAAGAACCGAGAGCCUAGGUUCCUGGAUUACUUGUCUGAUUUGUGUGUCUCCAUGAAUAAGUCCAUCCCUGUGACACAGGAGCUUAUCUGCAACGCAGUGCUAGAUCCGACCAACGCAGACAUACUCAUUGAAACGAAACUGGUGCUGUCAAGAUUUGAGAUCGAAGGAGCAUCGCUCGGGGACAACUCUGAGGACUCGGAGGAAGAUGAGGAAGAAGUGUGGUUGUUCUGGAAGGAGAGCAACAAGGAGAUCCGCAGUAAAAGCAUUCGGGAGUUGGCACAGGACGCAAAGGAGGGCCAAAAGGAGGACCAGGAGGUGGUCAGUUAUUAUAGGUACCAGCUGAACUUGUUUGCGAGGAUGUGUUUGGACCGGCAGUACCUGGCAAUCAACAAAAUCUCUGGUCAGCUGGAUGUGGACUUGAUCUUGCGGUGCAUGUCGGAUGAAGACCUGCCAUAUGAUCUGCGAGCUUCGUUUUGCCGCAUGAUGUUGCACAUGCAUGUGGACCGUGACCCCCAGGAGCAGGUUACACCUGUCAAAUACGCACGGCUCUGGUCUGAGAUUCCCUCUGAAAUUGCUAUUGACGAUUAUGACAACGAUGGAACGUCCAAGGAUGAAAUCAAGGAGCGAUUCUCACAAACGAUGGAGUUUGUGGAGAACUACCUGAGAGAUGUGGUGUGUCAGAGCUUUCCUUUUGCAGACAAAGAGAAGAAUAAGCUCACGUUUGAGGUGGUAAAUCUGUCCAGGAAUCUGAUUUAUUUUGGAUUUUACAACUUCAGCGACCUCCUGAGACUCACCAAGAUCCUCCUGGCUAUUCUAGACUGUGUCCAUGUGAGCACAAUCUUCCCUUUCAACAAGAUGGACAAAGGAGAUGAGAGCAAAGGCAGCAAUGUGAUGAGGUCCAUUCAUGGCGUCGGAGAGCUGAUGUCACAGGUGGUCCUUCGAGGUGGCGGCUUUCUGCCCACUACAUCACCCAUCAUAUCCAACGGAAGUGAAGCGAAGUCUCAAACGGAACCAGAGAAGCAGGACAUACUGGUCAUGGACACCAAACUGAAGAUAAUUGAGAUCCUGCAGUUCAUCUUAAAUGUGCGCCUGGACUACAGGAUCUCCUGUCUGCUGUCUAUAUUCAAAAGGGAGUUUGAUGAGAGCAACUCCCAAAGCGAUGUAUCCAUCGCCGGAACAGUAGAAGGUCCAAACAACAUGCCAGGAGCGUUGGACUUUGAGCACAUAGAAGAACAGGCAGAGGGAAUAUUUGGAGGAAGUGAAGAGAAUACUCCCUUAGACCUGGACGAUCAUGGAGGUCGGACAUUCCUGAGGGUCCUUCUCCACCUGACAAUGCACGACUAUCCUCCUCUGGUGUCCAGGGCCCUCCACCUUCUUUUCCGCCACUUUAGUCAAAGGCAAGAUGUUCUGCAGGCAUUCAAGCAGGUCCAGUUGCUGGUCACCAGCCAAGAUGUGGAGAAUUAUAAACAAAUUAAGUCUGACUUAGACCAGCUGCGCUCCAUUGUGGAGAAGUCCGAGCUAUGGGUUUAUAAGAGGCAGGGUCCGGAUGAGGGUUUGGAUGUAGGAGAAGGUCUGUCUACUGAGUCAGAGCAUAAUAAGGGGGAGUCCGGAGGAGCUGAAAAACCGAAGAAACCAGAGAGUACCAGCAGUUACAACUACAGGGUAGUAAAAGAGAUCCUCCUGCGCCUCUGCAGGCUUUGUGUGCAGGAGGGUCAGUCGGGUAGGAAGAGCAAGAAGCAGCAGCAGAGGUUACUGCGGAACAUGGGGGCUCACGCUGUAGUACUUGAGCUCCUGCAGAUCCCUUAUGAGAAGGGUGAAGAUUUACGCAUGCAGGAUAUCAUGAAAUUAGCCCAUCAGUUCCUGCAAAACUUCUGCGCAGGGAACCAGCAGAACCAAGCUCUGCUUCACAAGCACAUCAAUCUUUUCCUCAAUCCCGGCAUUUUGGAAGCCAUCACCAUGCAGCACAUAUUCAUGAACAACUUCCAGCUUUGCAGUGAGAUCAACGAGCGUGUGGUUCAGCACUUUGUCCACUGCAUCGAGACACAUGGUCGCAACGUCCAGUACCUCAAGUUCCUGCAGACCAUUGUCAAGGCGGAGAAUAAGUUCAUCAAGAAGUGCCAGGACAUCGUCAUGGCCGAGCUGGUGAACGCAGGCGAAGACGUUUUGGUCUUUUAUAACGACCGCGCCUCCUUCCAAACACUGCUGCAGAUGAUGCGGUCCGAGCGGGAUCGCAUGGACGAGAACAGCCCGCUGAUGUACCACAUUCACCUGGUUGAGCUCUUGGCCGUCUGCACUGAGGGCAAAAACGUCUACACAGAGAUUAAAUGUAACUCACUGCUGCCACUGGAUGAUAUUGUACGAGUGGUCACCAACGAGGAUUGCAUCCCAGAGGUGAAGAUUGCCUAUAUCAACUUCCUAAACCACUGCUAUGUGGACACUGAGGUGGAAAUGAAGGAGAUCUACACCUCCAAUCACAUGUGGAAGCUCUUUGAGAACUUCCUGGUUGAUAUUUGCAGAGUCUGCAACAAUACGAGUGAUCGCAAGCAUGCCGACACCAUCCUGGAGCGCUACGUGACAGAGACGGUGAUGAGCAUCGUGAACACUUUUUUCAGCUCGCCUUUUUCUGACCAGAGCACCAGCUUGCAGGCAGCCGUCAGAAAGAAUGCUUCUCUAUUGGGGAAGAUUUUCCAGACCAGACAGCCGGUCUUUGUGCAGCUGUUGCAGGCGGUGUUCAGGGUCUACCACUGCAACUGGUUGUUUCCUGUCCAGAAAGGCUCUGUGGAGAACUGUAUCAAAGUCCUAUCAGAUGUUGCCAAAGGGAGGGCCAUCGCCAUUCCUGUUGACUUGGACAAUCAGGUGAACAACUUGUUUGUGAAAUCCAACAACAUUGUGCAGAAGACAGCAAUGAGCUGGAGACUUUCCGCUCGCAACGCCGCCCGCAGGGACUCGGUGGUGACGGCAUCACGCGACUACAGGAACAUCAUUGAACGCCUGCAGGACAUUGUGUCAGCACUGGAAGACCGCCUGCGUCCUUUGGUCCAGGCUGAAUUGUCCGUGCUUGUGGACGUGCUGCAUAGGCCUGAGCUGCUCUUCCCGGAAAACACCGACUCACGUAAGAAAUGUGAGAGCGGAGGCUUCAUAUGCAAGCUGAUCAAGCACACCAAGCAGCUGCUGGAGGAAAAUGAAGAGAGAUUGUGCAUCAAAGUUCUGCAAACACUUAGAGAGAUGAUGACAAAGGACCGUGGUUAUGGAGAGAAGCUCAGGGCCUUUGAUGAUGAGAUGGAUAUGCCAAAGCAGCUGGAUCAGAACCAGCCUGAGAAGCUGUUGGAGGACCAGAAAAGGGGCGAGGCGCUGAGGCAGAUUCUGGUGAACCGUUACUAUGGCAACUUCCAUCGGAGUGGUGGGCGGAGGGACAGCUUGACGUCAUUCAGCAGUGGCCCCCUAAGCCCCGUUGGACCCAGCAAAAACCAGUCAGUGUUAGGGGGACCCGGGGCGCUGAGUCGUGGUGAAAUGAGCCUGGCAGAGGUGCAGUGUCAUCUGGACAAAGAAGGAGCCUCUGACCUAGUGAUCGACCUUAUCAUGAACACCACCAGCGACAGAGUCUUCCAGGAAAGCAUCCUCCUGGCCAUUGCUCUGCUCGAGGGCGGGAACACCACCAUCCAGCGUUCUUUCUUUUGCCGUCUGACCGAGGACAAAAAGUCGGAAAAGUUCUUCCGAGUUUUCUACGACCGCAUGAAGUUGGCUCAGCUGGAGAUCAAAGCCACGGUGACGGUAAAUACCAGUGACCUCGGCAACCGGAAGAGAGAUUACGACAGCCAGGACAAAGACACCCCCGUCCGCAAAAAAGCAAGAGAAUCUGCAGUGGUCAUGACAGAGGAAGUGCGAGAGCAGCUACUGGAGGCCUCGUCCGCCACCAAGAAGGCUUUUAACUCAUACCGGCGUGAAGCCGACCCGGAGGAACACUUCACCUCUGCAGAUGGCCAGCCAAGCACCGGGGACAAGAACCAGGACGAAGGAGAGAUGAGCUACGUUAUUGUCAUUAUGCAGCCCAUCCUUCGUUUCCUGCAGCUCCUCUGUGAGAAUCACAACCGUGACUUGCAGAACUUCCUUCGUUGCCAAAACCACAAGAACAACUACAACCUGGUGUGUGAGACGCUUCAGUUCCUGGACUGCAUCUGCGGCAGCACCACAGGAGGUCUGGGCUUGUUGGGACUGUACAUCAACGAGAAGAACGUUGCCCUCAUCAACCAAACUCUGGAGAGCCUGACUGAGUACUGCCAAGGUCCCUGCCAUGAAAACCAAAACUGCAUUGCCACUCAUGAGUCCAAUGGUAUCGAUAUCAUUAUUGCUCUGAUCCUGAAUGAUAUCAACCCGCUUGGAAAGAAGCGAAUGGAUCUGGUGUUGGAGCUCAAGAACAACGCCUCCAAAUUGCUGCUUGCCAUCAUGGAGAGCCGCCAUGACAGCGAGAAUGCCGAGAGGAUCCUGUACAACAUGAGGCCAAAAGAACUGGUGGAGGUGAUCAAAAAGGCCUAUCUGCAGGGAGAGGUUGAGUUUGAAGUCGCAAAGGAGGAAGAGGAUAACGGUGAUGAGGACGAGGAACAUGAUGCCGCAUCCCCCAGAAACGUUGGACACAACAUUUAUAUCUUAGCUCACCAGUUGGCUCGUCACAAUAAAGAGCUGUCCAUGAUGCUGAAGCCAAUAGGAGCCAGUGGAGAUGGAGACGAGGCCUUGGAGUUUUAUGCCAAUCACACCGCUCAGAUCGAGAUUGUGCGCCAGGACCGCACCAUGGAAGAGAUUGUGUUCCCGGUGCCCAACAUCUGUGAGUUCCUGACCUCGGAGUCCAAGCUUCGGGUGUACUACACCACCGAGAGAGAUGAGCAGGGCAGCAAAAUUAACGACUUCUUCAUGCGGGCAGAGGACCUCUUCAAUGAGAUGAAUUGGCAAAAGAAGCUGAGAGCCCAGCCAGUAUUAUACUGGUGUUCCAGGAACAUAUCCGUGUGGAGCAACGUUUCCUUCAAUCUGGCCGUGCUCAUGAACCUACUUGUCUGCUUCUUCUACCCGCUGGAGGGGAUACAUGGAGGUACGCUGGACUCCCACCUGUCUGCUCUGCUGUGGAUAGCAGUAUUGGCAGCGCUCGUUAUCGUGAUCAUCAUGCCCCAGUCUCUUAGUGUCCGAGCCCUCGUCAUCGCCACCAUCCUCCGUCUCAUCUUCUCAGUCGGCCUGGAGCCCACCCUCUUCCUUCUCGGCGCUUUUAACGUGUGUAAUAAAAUAAUCUUCCUAAUAAGUUUCUUGGGAAACCGUGGCACUUUCAGCCGUGGCUACAAAGCCAUGGUGAUGGACUUUGAGUUCCUCUACCACUUCAUCUACCUGCUCAUCUGCAGCCUGGGGGUAUUUGUCCACGUCUUCUUCUACAGUCUGCUGCUAUUUGACCUGGUGUACCGAGAGGAGACUUUGCUGAAUGUCAUCAAAAGCGUGACACGCAACGGCCGCUCCAUUGUUCUGACCGCUGUGCUGGCCCUCAUUCUGGUCUACUUGUUCUCCAUCGUCGGCUACAUUUUCUUCAAAGACGACUUCAUCCUGGAAGUGGACCGCAUUCCGAAUGCAACUUUAAAAAACGGAGCCAGCAUAGCCAGCGAGUUUUUAUCUCAGAGAAUGUGUCGGGCAGGAGUUGAUGAAAACUGCACAGCAGCGAGCACGCUUGAAGACAUUGACAAUGACGAAGCACAGGACAGCGACAUGGAACGGACGUGUGACUCUCUGUUAAUGUGUAUCGUCACUGUCCUGAGUCACGGCUUGAGGAGCGGAGGGGGCGUCGGUGAUGUUCUACGCAAGCCUUCCAAAGAGGAGCCUUUGUUUGCAGCCAGGGUCAUAUAUGACCUGCUCUUCUUCUUCAUGGUCAUCAUUAUUGUCCUCAACCUCAUCUUUGGUGUCAUCAUUGAUACCUUUGCCGACCUGAGGAGUGAGAAACAAAAGAAGGAAGAGGUCCUGAAGACCACCUGCUUUAUCUGCGGACUGGAGCGGGAUAAGUUUGACAACAAGACGGUGACGUUUGAGGAGCACAUUAAAGAAGAGCACAACAUGUGGCAUUACCUGUUCUUCAUUGUCUUGGUGAAAGUCAAAGAUUCAACAGAAUACACCGGCCCGGAGAGCUAUGUGGCGGAGAUGAUCAAGGAGCACAACCUGGAUUGGUUUCCAAGGAUGCGUGCCAUGUCUCUGGUGAGCAGCGAUGCGGAGGGCGAGCAGAAUGAAAUCAGGGGCCUGCAAGAGAAGUUGGAGUCCACCAUGAGGCUGGUGGCCAACCUGUCUGGACAACUGACCGAGCUCAAGGAGCAGAUGACCGAGCAAAGGAAGCAGAAGCAGAGGAUUGGUCUUCUUGGUCAUCCCCCCCACAUGAACAUCAACCCCCAGCAGCCUGCCUGAGCUUCUCCUCAAGGUUGAAUGUUAAAAUGUGUUAACAUUCAGUGUGGGUUCAGAUGAAGGAGGGAAUGAGUAACCGUUCACCGUGUCAAGCGCACGUUAGUCACGUUACUCAUUGUCUGCAGCGCGUGUGCGUGUGUGUCUGUGUCUGUGUCGUGUCCACCAAGUGCCUCAGGACCCGGGAUGUCAGCCAUGUUGGCUUUAGGAGAUAAAAAAAAAAAACACUGAUUUCAGCCUUUUGGCAUUGCACCACGCUGACCAAAUGCCAAAGUGUUCAGCCAAUUGUUGCUUUCGUGGGGGCUUGUAUUCUCCGUGUUGCACCGGCACAUUCAGGUCACACUUCGAUGUUCAAUUUCAUGUGCACACACCAUUUGUUCAUGUACAGCAAUACUUUACAAUAUUUUCAUUGGGGAAGCUACAGUACGUAACUAAAUACUUAUUUACUUAUUGUUAUUGAAUGACUCCCUCCAGGACACUGGAAUAUGAUUUCAUUGACAGCCGACUAUUAGAAUACAGCUGUAGCAGGGAGUAAGACAUGUGACUGCCUCACUGUGUCAUGCAUUCUUUAGCAAUAUGAGCAAAAAAAAUGGUAGCAAUGUUUAGUUCGAUUUAUUAAUCUUACUUUUGCACGUAUUUAAUCCCUUUGAAUUCAUUAUUCCUACAGCACUGAUUGUUUGGUGUAGCACAGCUAUAUUUUUUGUAGAUGCACAAAAGAGUGAAUGUGUGGGGAGAAGUUGGUGUGCUGUUUCACCAGACUUUUUUGUAUCUGGAUUGUACAUUCUUUGUUUAUUUGAAUAAAGUAAAACAAUA